Messenger RNA from Cyclopterus lumpus (lumpfish), 1660 nucleotides. RefSeq names its product organic solute transporter subunit alpha. The transcript is spliced from 7 exons. The record is from RefSeq and is a predicted model, not a curated record. Gene Ontology annotation, molecular function: transporter activity. Lineage: Eukaryota; Metazoa; Chordata; Actinopteri; Perciformes; Cyclopteridae. The coding region runs from base 143 to 1315 and encodes 390 amino acids. Gene Ontology annotation, biological process: transport.
AGACAGGAAUAGUUGAGGUCAACACGGAAACAGGACAGCGCGGCCUCUCAUCCCUGACCCAGGCGAGCUCCAUGUUUCAGUAGCUGAUUGUGAUCCAUUAGCCUGUGUGUGUGGUGUGACAGGUGGACAGACUAUAUAGAGAAUGGGAAGAAGGGCCAACUGUAGCUGGAUUGGGCCUGAGAUCCCUCUGUCAUCACAGAUUUUCAGUGCCAUUAAAGAUGAGCUGUGGCUCUUCCUCAUCCCAGCCGGCCUGGCUGUUAUUUUACUGGCCGUGUUUCUGGAGGAGGUGGGCUUCUUCCUGCGCCACAAUGCCACUUCCAGACGAAAACGGCUCUACCUGUGGAUACUAGGAAUGUACCCGGUAUUGGCCUCGACCUCCCUCAUAGCGCUGUAUGUGCCACGCUCUUCUUCGCUGUGUAAUUUCAUUGCCUCACUGUAUCACUCCAUCACCUUGCUGAAGUUCAUGGGACUGAUCACAGACUUCUUUGGAGGGAAAGCUCAAAUGCUGGCUGCUUUGUCUGGACAGCACGUAUCUCCAGAUCCGUUCCCCUGUUGCUGCUGCUGCUGCCUCCCAAUGGUGGCCAUCAGCGGCAGCAGCCGUAGCUGGAUGAUGGCGGCUGUGCUGCAGCUCUCUGUUGUCCGCAGCAUCUUGUUCUUCGUCACUCUGGUCCUGUGGACAGAUGAACAGUAUGACUAUGGUGACGUGGAUUCAGUCAACCCCAACCUGUAUGUGAACGCCAUCAUAUGUGUGUCGACCUUCGUGUCCUUCUACGGCCACCUUCUCUUUUACAAAGCCACUAAGGGUGCUUUGCAUGGCUACGGGCUGAGAGCCAAGUUCAUCUGCGUCAUCGUGGUGCUGGUGCUGUGCGGCCUGCAGAGCGGCAUCUUAGAGACCAUGGGUGCUCUGGAGGUCAUCCCCUGCGCGCCACCCUUCUCCGUCCUGGCCAGGUCCCAGUUGAUCUAUCACUACUGUGUGAUUGUGGAGAUGUUCUGCAUCGGCCUGUACGCCCGCCACACUUUCCGUAAGGUGGAGCCGAUCGUGGCGAAGGACGUGGAGGGGCCCGUCAGAGUCGGGCGGAUGGAAAAGGCCGUUCAAACGGACAGCGAUCAGAUGACACAUCACAGUUACAGCAGUGACAGCGAGGACAGCCUGUGCAGGAUAGAGCAUGCGCCUCUGGAUGAUUUCUCCUUCCCUCAGGUAAGAGGUCAGCAGCCAGGCAGGUCAGAACCAGUGGAACUUGGUUUAGAUCUGACCCACACGACUGUCAGUGUUGAUAUUAACUAUCAGGGCUCAAAGGAUGUCACUGUGGUUUGACCAACUCUGGAGGGUUUUUAAAUAAAAGAUUGAACACGUUUACACUCAACCACUGAAGAUGCUGAUACUGAGGAGGGUCUGCGUGGAGCCCCGAGGACCUGGACUAUGAUAAAUAGGACUAAAAGUGGACACACUUAUACAGGAAAAUGUAAAAUAUAAACAAGCUGAAUGAGGAAAUAUUGCUCUCAUUCAAUGUGAAAGUCUUGAGAAAUGUUGCUCUUUUUUAAUCCCUGGAUAUGUGUUUUGUUAUGUAUUCUUAAUAUGUUUUGCUUUGCAGUUGUGUAUACAUCACACACUAUUUGUCAUAAUUUAUGGGAAAUAAAAGAAAUAAAAGCCCAAGCCUGC